This is a messenger RNA of Debaryomyces fabryi, 1824 nucleotides long. It is a transcript of the gene CDL1, whose product is annotated as Cdl1p. Gene Ontology annotation, molecular function: ribonuclease III activity; double-stranded RNA binding. The coding region runs from base 1 to 1824 and encodes 607 amino acids. Gene Ontology annotation, biological process: primary miRNA processing; regulation of gene expression; rRNA processing. Gene Ontology annotation, cellular component: nucleus. NCBI's taxonomy places the organism in Eukaryota, Fungi, Ascomycota, Pichiomycetes, Serinales, Debaryomycetaceae. The record is from RefSeq and is a predicted model, not a curated record. The transcript has a single exon.
AUGCAGCCAUUGAUUCAAAAAGAUCUUUUAACUUGGUGUGAUGAUUUACAUCAAGUUAAAGGGAACAUUUCUCAAUUACAAGCCACUCUUAAUCAAAUCUUGACUAAAGCACCAAGUUUGGAUCAAUUUGGGGAAUUAUCGACGUAUUUAGAUAAUCCAAACCAGGGCGAUAGUUUAAGCAUUAUUGACAAGACUAAGAAUUUCUUGAGCUCUUCCCAAUUAAAAGUAGCGGUCAGAAUGAAGUUUUUGUAUGAUCAAGGGUUAUUGCCGUUUUUAUUGGCGUUGUCCCAAAUAAAUUUCAAAUCUCUGAAGGCAGAUAAGUUUGUGGGUUAUUUGUUGGAUUACACGCCGCCACGGGAUAUUGGGAGCAAUUUGGCGAAGGUGUUGAAGCAGAGAGUGAAUUCGGGCAAGCAGGUGAAUAUUGAAUCGUUUCCACCGGUGUUGCCCCCAAUAUCGAACGAAAGCUUGUUGAAUAAGAUUCUCACAGAUAAGUCGUUUAGACAGCCGUCGGACUUUUUAGAGCUGGACGAUGCCAACGACUUCAACCGAUCGCAUAACGCUAAGUUAAGUUUGAGAGGGAAGAGGUUGUUAGAAUUUGCAUUAAUUGAAAUAUUGGACGAGAAGCUCCCAGAUAUUCACGAAGACGAUUUGUAUUACUUACAGUUCAAACUAGUGUCUACUUCCAUCCUCACAAAACUUGCAUUCGGGUAUAAUCUAGCUGACAACUACAAGUUCCACUUUUCCAAUGAAAUAAGUCUAGAUGAUAAAUUAACUAAACUAAGUAAUAUAUUCUUGGCAUACAUUGGAGGAUUAGUCUUGGAUGGGUAUUCUUUUGCCGAAAUUAAGCUAUGGAUUGCGAAAUUGUAUGAGCCCAUAAUACAAGACUUUAUUGACAAUCAUGAAACGUUGAAGCCAUUAAACAAAUUAGCAUUGAUCGAGUUGAACUUUCUAUUCAAACAGGUGACAAACAUGUAUUACAUUCCACCCCAAGAUACCACCCUUGAGUUCGAGACGUUGGAAUCCGACCCACAUGUGGUCAAAUUGUCCAUAAAUGGCCAAACGUUGGGUAUUGGCACCAGUAGCAUUGGUGCUGAGGAGGCCAAGGUCAAGGCUGCGGCUGAUGCAUUUUCCAAUAAGCAGAAAAUCGACGAUGUAAUAAAGAUCAUGAUUGCAUCCUACGAAGAGCUGCAGAAACCGAAACAACCCGUCUCGGAACCUCUGUCUACAAACCAUGACAGCGCCAACGACGACGAUAACUACAACAACGGCAACGACUCGUCAACCGAAGAGCCCUACUCACCAAAAAUAGACUCCGAAGAAGAAUACGAGCCGUCAAUAGAAGAUCAUAUCCCAACCAAGCAAGUGAGUAUACCUAGCCAAGGCCAAGACAAACAAUCCCACACAACCGACAAUAUCUACGCGCAUCCCUACAGCACCUUCCCGGUUACUCAGCAAACACCCCAGCCGUAUGGUGCCCCUCCUCCACCUCCACACCAAAACCAGUUCCACCAUCAACAGCCUUCGCACCUCCCAAACCUUCCGUCGCUCCCGUCGCUCCCUCCAUAUCCCGCAGCCGCACUAGACGCAAAGCACCCCCUCGACAACAACUCCAAAAAUACCUUGUACGCGGUGUUAGGGUCCAAUCACCUCACCCCAAUUUACAGAUUCAAUAAGGUCGGCAAUGACUUCCAGGUUUCUAUCUUGGUCAACGAUAUAGUUGUCGGUUCCAGUGUCGACUCCAACAAAAAGGCUGCAAGUCAGAGGGCUGCAAUGAACGCAUUAUCCAAUAAAUCCUUACUUAAUCAAUUGGGUGUGCAUAUUUAG